GAAUAUAAACCAUCCCGUUCGUCAAUCGCAUCUCCUUCUUUGUCAGCUUCGGGCAUACAAGCUAGGCUUAGGCGCAGUUCUCGCAGUGAAUGCAUCACAUGACCCUCCCUUAGUGGCUUGGCGCUAGUUGAACCCCCAAAUCAGCGACCUCACGCCGUCGCCUCCGCUCCCCAAAGUCACAGAUUCUCCGUUGCUCCUUCCUUCCAUGACGGCCUCUUUACUACUUAAUCUGCUUGCUCUCUGAGCCCCUUCCUUUCAUUCACCCGCUCUACAGCUUUGCAAGCCCCGCCGCGCUUGCUCGCACGCUUGGCGCGUUUUCUCUGCCACCUUUCGGGCAACGCACGCCCUCCAUCCACCUCACCUCACCCGCAACCCAGCGUACCCGCAACAUCAACACCGCGAACGCUCCGCGCGCACUGCUAUUCCUACGCCUGAGCACACCUACGCGCGAUUUCCUCCGGCAGCCCCAACAUGUCGUUUGGGUCUGGCGGCUUCGGGGGCUUCGGCUCCAACAACAACCAGCAGUCCACCUUUGGGGGAUUUGGCUCCAACCAGCAGAGUUCAGGCUUCGGAUCGAACACAAACACCUCCGGCAGCAUCUUCGGCCAGUCAAGCAACACUGGUGGUGGCGCGUUCGGUAGCAACACCAACACCAGCUCUCCAUUUGGAGGCGGAGGUGGCUUCGGUAACAAUACCACGACCAGCUUCGGCUCAAAACCUUUCGGCUCGACUGGCGGCAACCUCUUCGGUGGCAGCUCCACAUCCGGCACCAACUUUGGCGGUUUCGGAGCGACGUCAAGCACCACCUCAACACCGUUCGGCGGCGGCAGCUCCGGCGGCGGGCUCUUCGGCCAGAACAAGCCUGCGUUCGGCUCAUCCGCGACGGGAACUGGCGGUAGCUUGUUUGGAGGAGGCGGCGGCACCGGCAGUGGAUUUGGCUCCAACGCACCAGGCGGCUUCGGUUCCCCCGCGGGCGGCUUUGGCUCAUCGAGCGCCAACACACCCAACAACGGCACCGGGAGCACGCCCUUCCAAGCCUUUACCGAGAAAGACGGUACCGCCAAUGCAACUCAACAAUACCAGACCAUCACCUUCCAGCAGCCGUAUACGAAUUACUCGUUGGAGGAGUUGAGGGUGGUGGACUACAACCAGGGCCGACGCUUUGGCAAUCAGAAUGGUCAAGCGGGCGCCUUCGGUCAGAGCACAGGAUUUGGAGGAUUCGGCACGCCCCAACCCUCUACCGGCUUUGGGUCCAACACCAACACCGGGGGUGGCCUGUUCGGGAACACUAGCAACACGGGCGCCGGCACAGGCUUCGGCUCGAACACGGGGCCGUCAUUCGGCGGCGGCACGAGCGGCGGUGGCCUCUUCAGUCAAAACAAGCCAGGAGGCCUCUUCGGCUCGACAACUACCACCCAGCCGCAGUCAGGCACGUCUGGGGGCCUCUUUGGUAGCACCUCCAACACAGGCGGUGGUUUUGGCUCUGGUGGCGGCGGUUUUGGUUCUUCAACAGGAGGUGGGCCCUUCGGAGGACAACAGAACCAGCAACAGAACAAGCCUUUCGGAGGCUUCGGCGCCGGUACCUCGAACACAACGUCCACUCCUUUCGGCGGCUCAACAGGCGGCUUUGGACAGUCGAAUACCGGCGGAGGACUCUUCGGUCAGCAGGUUCAGACGUCUUCCACCCCUGCCUUCGGCUCGACCACUCAAACUUCCGGCACGGGCGGUGGUCUGUUUGGUAGCACGGGCGGCGCUUUUGGCCAGAACCAGCAGAACCAAAACCAGCCUCAGCAGUCUGGCGGUCUGUUCGGCGGCUUCGGCCAGAGCCAACAAAACCAACAAAAGCCGGGUGGUCUCUUCGGUAGCUCCACCGCGUCUACCGGAGGAGGAGGCCUAUUCGGCAACGCGGGUCAGCAGCAACCGUCAGGCGGACUCUUUGGCAACACACAGCAGAACCAAGGAGGCGGCCUCUUCGGAAAUAAGCCUGCUACAUCCGGUACAGGAGGCCUCUUCGGUGGAGCAGCGGGCACCACAGGAACUGGGGGUGGAGGUCUCUUCGGUGGCAUCGGGACCCAGAACACUCAGCAGAGCUCCGGUGGCGGCCUAUUCGGCUCUGCCAAUGCCCAACAGAAGCCAGCUGGUCUGUUUGGAGGCUCGACCGCUACAAAUGCUGGUACCGGGGGGCUCUUCAGCAAUCUCGGGCAGACCAACCAAAACCAGCCUGCCUUGGGAAGCUCGCUGUUUUCCAGUCAGAACCAGCAGCCGCAGAACCAACAGCCCGCCGGCAGCAGUCUGUUCGGCGCUUCGGGCAGCUCUUUACUGCAAACUUCCAUGAACACCAACCCAUAUGGGAAUGACGCCCUCUUCGCUGGCCUUGCUACGCCGACUCAGAGCCCCGGUCCGCUUGCUACCCCACUGUCCAGCAGCCAGAAGAACAGGAAGAGCGCAAUUCUUCCCCAACACAAAUUGAAUCCCGCCCAGUCGACGCGCCUUCUAACUCCACAGAACAAGCGGCCCGGUGGGUAUGGAUUCACAUACUCGACCUAUGGCACGCCAACCAGCGCGUCUAGCCAGUCCAGCCCUCUCAAUGGCAGCAUAUUUAGCGGUGGCAGCAUCUCUCGCUCUCUCGGAAAGAGCCUAUCGACUAGCAACCUACGCAACAGCUUCACCCCAGACACGAGCAUUCUCGCUCCCGGUGCAUUCUCAACAACUGGGCGCUCAUUCGGCAGCGGCAGCCUCAAGAAGCUGAAUAUCAACCGCUCGAUCAAUUCGCGACCCUCUCUCUUCGAUGAUGCCUCCCCAGCGAAGCGUGUGAGCUUUGCCGGCCCCAGCGAGAACGGUUUGACGAACGGAACCACAGUCAACGGGUCAGCGAGUGGCGCGUUAGUUGUGCGAGACGAAUCUGGCGAUGCUUCACCAACAGCCUCCUCCGCUACUAUCAAUAGCGAGGCAACAAACGGAACGUCAUCACGCCCAGAGAUGGAAAAGGUUAACGGCAAGGAGCUUACACCUGUUCCCGAAAACGGUCCUUUAGCUCCUCGCACUUCUGCCUCGCUGAACAUCCAAAAUGGCCAGGCCCUAGAUCCGAAACCGGGCCCAUACUAUUCAGAGCCACCCAUGGACCAGCUGAAGAAGAUGAGCAAGCGCGAGCUCGAGAGCAUUCCGAACUUCGUCGUUGGUCGUGACAAGAUUGGCAAGAUAGAGUUCAACAAGGGCAAGCCGGUGAAUCUGUCUGAGACUCCCCUGGACAAGAUAUUCGCCGACAUUGUUCUGCUCAACGCUCGCAAUGCCACCGUCUAUGGCGAGCACUGCAGCGUGCCAAAACCUCCACUUGGCUCGGGCUUGAACUAUCCAUCUCGCGUAAUUCUCGGGAACUCAUGGCCCCGCAACAAGGCCGGAAAAAAGGAUGCGAAGCAUGUUGAACGUCUAAAGCGGGUGAAUAACACUGAAUUCGAGGACUACCGUGUCGAUACCGGCGAAUGGAUCUUCUCUGUUCCCCAUUUCUCGUCGUAUGGUUUCGACUACGACGAUGACGAAGACUCUAGUCCGUUGAGCGCCGCACCCGACACCCCCGCUCAGCUUGGGGACAGCCAGUUGGCUGGCACGCCUCAAGACGACUCUUUCGCCAGCCCGACCCAAUCCAGCCCGGAUGAUACCUUUGACUUCAAGAAGGGCAUGCGCAAGCGUGCCAAUGUUCCAGGACAAUUCGGAGACGAAGUUGCUUACGAGGAAGAUGAAGAGAUGGAAGAAACUCAAGGCGAGUCUUUUUUAGGGGAGCGCUCCGUGGGUUCGCUUGAUGGUCAGCAAGACUACACCGAAGAGAGCGGGUCUGAAUCGGCACAAGACCAGAGCAUGGCGGAUUCUGUAUCUGGACCGGUUCAUACCACGGAGCGACCAACCGCGAAAGGUCCAGACCUUUUGAAGGAUUCAGUCAAGCCCAAGUCGAUUCUCAAAGCCAACCAGUCUCUGCGACCGACUAUAGGUACGCCCUCCAAGGUCCAGUUGGCGUUCGAUGAUGACUGGGCAAACGCGCUGCAGCGCACGAUCAGCCCAAAGAAGCAGGAUCGACAAGCUCUACGUGAGAGCCAGGGCCAUGUUCUACAAGAGCGUGAUGGUAACGCAAUGAAAUUGGCGCAGUCAACCAAUGGUACCCUGAAGACACCGAAUCUGAUGGAUCUGACGGGUUCCCUCUUCGGCGAGAUGGACAAGCGAAAGGACUCUUCAAUGAAGAGGACGGGACAUGGCAUUGAGAUUGACGCCCUGGACCUAGUGUCCAUCAUGUAUUUACCAUAUCCGAAACGACCCAAGACAUCGCACGAUCUCGACCAGUUGACCGGCACCGACAAAGACUUCCAUAGCUGUAAUAAGCCCCACUUUAGCGAGGACGGAACACUUGUGUACGCAGACAAGGGUGCCGCAACCCCUAAUGACGACAUCUUCUCCGCUCGCAAAGAUCCGAUUGUCGGAGCCCAGAAAGCCAUUUGCUUCAAGAAGUUGCCGACUUUCCCUGAUGCUGUGCCACCAACCGUGAAUCUGCAGAAGGAGUGGACGAAGGUCUUGCUCCGCACUGACGGAGCUCCCUUUGCGAAGUUACAGACCGACCCCGCCCCUGUGACCUUCGAGCAGAUGGCGGACGCUGUCCCGCUUGGUACAACAGCGGGCGUUCAUGAACAGCAAGCAUGGAAGCUCCUCUCACUCCUCUUUGACGACCUAGAUCAGGCCCCUAGUGACAUGACUCAAGAGUCUUUCACGGAGAACAAGGAACGUUUCCGAAAGGAGAGGCUCUCGGAAUUCUGGAGAACUUUGGUCUACGAGGAUGCAAUGAAGCACGUUCAAGAAGCUGAGACCGCUGAGGAGAAAGCUCUCGUAUAUCUAAGCUGCAACUCCGUUGCCGAUGCCUGCCACGCUCUUCUGCAAGGGCUGGAUCUUCGCCUGGCUACCAUGGUGGCCCAGAUCGGUGGCGACGCUACGACACGCCGAGAUAUGACAUCUCAGAUCGAAGAAUGGCGACGCAUGGAUGUCCUUGCCGAGAUGGAUGAUUCCAUCCGUACCCUCCACGAAUUAGUUGCCGGCAACUGCGCGCAGUCAGAAGGCAAGCUCGGAGGUGGUCGUGAGAACAAGGCCCCUACCUUCAACAUCUCCAGUCGCUUUGGGCUGGAUUGGCGUCGUGCUUUCGGUCUCCGCCUAUGGUACGGUACCAUGCCCGACGAACCCAUUGAGCUAGCCGUUGCACAGUUCGCUGAUGCUCUCCGUGAUGGGAAAGAAGACGCCAAGCCGACCCCUUGGUUCGUUGAGCAAGGCGUCGACAUGGGUUGGAAGGAUCCUGAGGCUGACGACCGCGAGGAUGUGCUGUGGGGCAUUCUGAAGCUCUAUGCCUCUGGGAAAAUGGAGCUACCCGCCAACAUCGAGGAUGUCUUAGCUCCGGAGAACGUCUCAGGCCACCCCAUGAACGCCCGCCUCUCGUUCCAACUUUUCCAACUCUUCAAGUCACGUCAGGACGACGCAGACGAGGAUACUCCCCGCAAGGUUGGCAUGCCAGUUGUUCGUGACGCCGAAGGUCUCCGGUCAUCCUUUAUGUCAUCCAAGGCAUCUUCCGCCGACAAGGAUGACCAAGCAGAGGAUCCUCUGGUCGAGCUUGGUGAUAAGCUCGCCCUCACCUAUGCAGCUUCCCUGCACACCCGAGAAGACUGGACUACAGCUGCCUGGGUCUACACCCACCUCUCCAACCCGGCCAUGCGCGAGCACUGCAUCCGUUCUCUCCUCAACCAGUACUCCAGUACUUACUCCCUCGGCGAUACCGACAAAGUCUUCAACUAUGUGGCAUUUGACCUUAAGGUCCCUGAUACGUGGAUGCACGCCGCCGCAGCCCUCCAAGCCAAGACAGAAGGCAAUGCUCUCCGCCAGGCCAUGCACCUCAUCAAGGCCGACGAGCUUGAAGAAGCACAUGAGGUCUUAUGUCGCAGCGUCGGCCCCGACUCUAUCAUCUCUCGCGACUACGACGCCCUCCGCGAGCUCAUGGGUGGCUUCCUCCCCACCCCCACGAACAGCCCGACUGCUGACCAUGCUUUCGGGCGUUCUUCGAGCCAUCGCAAGGAGCCGGUGCCUGGCUGGAGCCAGGGUGGCCAGAUCUACUUCGACUACAUCGAGCUGCUCGAUCUUACACUGCAACGCUCGUCGUAUCGUGUUGAUGAGGAGCUGAACCAGCGGAUUAGCAUCUUACUAGGGAAGCUGCAGCAUGCGCUGGAGAUUGUAGCAAGGGAUCGCUGGGAGGGCUGUGGGCUUGAGGAGCGGGUGGCUCUCACUGAGAUCGCCGGAACCGUGGCGAAUCUUAUCCCCAAGUACAAGCCCGCUGAGCGCUCGCGAGUCGUCAAGCUGCCACUUACGGAGGAUCUCUGGCUGAAGCACUCAUGCCAACUGAGCACGCAGUACUACCGCAACGUGGUGGCGAGCAGCAAGUAGAACUGGCUGGAUCCGUACGCGGAGAUGUGUCUGAUGCACGUACGGCCGCUUCGGUACGGUCUUCACUGGAACAAUAGUAAGCGCAUCUGGAAUCUGUUUUAUGGGGUGAGCGCGGGAUAAAAAAGUGGGUUUGGUUUGGGUUUGUGUUUGCGGGACUUGUGAAUGCAUGGCUCCUGUUUCUUGCCUAGGAGGCAUUGGCUGAUGAGUGAAGGGGGGAGAGCCAGGCCUCCUUUCGAUUCAGACGUGUACAUUAUGAUUGUGAAAAGAGAAAGAG
Trematosphaeria pertusa is the source of this 6733-nucleotide messenger RNA. RefSeq lists its product as uncharacterized. Gene Ontology annotation, cellular component: nuclear pore cytoplasmic filaments; nuclear pore. Lineage: Eukaryota; Fungi; Ascomycota; Dothideomycetes; Pleosporales; Trematosphaeriaceae. Gene Ontology annotation, molecular function: structural constituent of nuclear pore. The coding region runs from base 472 to 6459 and encodes 1995 amino acids. The transcript is spliced from 7 exons. Gene Ontology annotation, biological process: RNA export from nucleus; post-transcriptional tethering of RNA polymerase II gene DNA at nuclear periphery; protein import into nucleus. The record is from RefSeq and is a predicted model, not a curated record.